Molecule: messenger RNA, 2196 nt
Organism: Auanema sp. JU1783
Lineage: Eukaryota; Metazoa; Nematoda; Chromadorea; Rhabditida; Rhabditidae
Source: the annotation of a GenBank genome assembly
AUGACUGGUAAUGUUGAUUCAUUAACCCAUCUGAACAAGUUGAUUGAGUCUGAUCAUACUAGAGAUUUUUUUAAAGUUUUUGGUGAUGAUCCAGUUUGGAAACUAGUUGAGAAAAAUGAAAAUGGACGUGCUGUUAAAAUUUUUAAUCAACUCAGCGGACAUAUCUGGAAAUCAAAUACGAACAACCAGGAUAACAUUAUCCGAGUAGCUGCUAUGCUUUUCAUAAGUCGAGACGAUAAUCCACUGACGCAAGCACAGAAAACGACAUCGAAUUUGCUAAAACUAUUCAAAGGAAUGGAAUCGGAUACUCAGGAUAACGUAGAGGAAAUUCUGUUCAGUAUGACUCAAUUCAUGCCACCUCAUGUUUUUGAUUUUAUGUGGCAUGAAUUCAUAUCCGCUCGUGAGAAUAGGAAAUUAGCUUUAAUAUCGAUGAUGGCUACAUUGGCUAUAAGUGCAAGACAACACAUCCAACCUCUCGUUUGUCACUUCCAAAAAGUGCUCGCUGAUCCAAGAGUUAGUAUUGAUGUGAAAGUAGAAACUGUUAGAGCUAUCGCUAAUCUGGGAACUCAGAGAAAUAACAUUGUUGGAGAUGUUGUGCGUUUACCAAUUGAAAACCCACUCUUCUUCACUCUUGAAAGAUUACUCAUUACUGAGUAUAUGAAUCCUGAGAAAACUACUUAUUUCUUUCAACUAGCACGAAAUGUUUUGCUUAUAUUCUUUAAUUUGUCUAACGAUACAUCGACUUUAGUAGCUAAUUUGAUUAGAAAAAUUUUGAGAUUAACAAAAGAUGAUUGUGAGCAGAGUUUAACAUUUGGAAGAUCUCUCCGUGGAAAGCGGAGAAGAGAAAUUCGAAUUAAGAAUAGGAGUUUCUAUUAUAACAAUCUAAAUGUUGUGCAUGCCGAACGCAUCUUAGGUAUAAUUGGUGAGAUUGCUCUUCGUCUCGAUGUUUUCACGGAAAUGUGCAAACCAAAUAUAAAAAGGCGUUUUCCUAUGUUCACUUCGCAAUACCUAUCGAAAGAAUUGAAUAGCCCUGGUAACGCCAAAGUGAACAUCACUGAACUGGAAUAUCGUUACGUCAGACGUAUUGGUGAACUUCCAUUGAUGGUUGCUAGAGACUCAGAAGAGCUUGAUAAUAUGAGAUUUUUUGAAUACAAAAGAAGACUUGAGCAUAGAGAGAAAAUUGAAUUUGAAAUAAUCGUGCCUCAUUUCUUGCCUUUCGUGAAGGGCAUAAUGCAAACUGAUAACAUUACAACUGUUAAAGUUGCUUCGUAUAUUGCUAUUUCGAAGCUUAUGCUACUUGGUCGCGAAUUGGCUUAUGAUCUAGCUCCUCUUUACUUUUCCAUUCUACAAUCGGAGCAUCAGACAUCUAGGAAGAAUUUCCUGAUCUCAAUUGCUGAUGUAUGUUUCCGUGUUCCUGAGAUCGUUAGAAGUCAUGCAUCAGAAAUUUAUGCAAUGGUUCUUGACAAGGACAUGAGUACUAAAGUUACCUGCAUUGUCGUUGUUUCACAUUUGGUUAGAUUCAGUCGUUUAGAUGUUACUGAAGAAGCCACCGAAUUCGCGAAGUGUCUUCUUCAUGAAAAUGAACUCAUCAGAAGUAUAACAGGUUCAUUUUUUGCCAAUAUUGAGAAAUUGUGUAUGGAACCUUUAGUUCCAAUGAUAUUAGGUAGACUUGCUAUGAAACAUUUCAAUAUGGAAAAAUAUAGACAACUCUUAGCUGUUCUUUUCAAUUAUGUAUCUAAAGGAAAAUCCAGCGAGAUUCUCAAACAUAUGUUUGACGAGUUUGAACUUCUCAAAGGAAUCGCGAAAACUGUUAAGAAUGAGAAAGUUCCCGAGUAUCUUUCUCUUUGCAUUUCGCAACUUUACCUUUCCAAGAAUGCUAUGCGAGAGCUUCGCGCUAAAAUUCAUACCUAUCGUCCUUUCUUGAAGAGCAAACGUUUCUUAUAUCAUAUUAUCUUAGCUCUUCAGCGUUUAAUAAAAACGACUCAUAAAACUGAAUUAGCGGACGAAGCUAAAGCUCUUCAAAGAGAUCUUCGAGCAAUUCAUAAACAAAUCGUUAAUAAUACUGACAAUUCCGAUUCAUAUGAUGAAUCAUUUAUAAUCGAGUUUAACUUGAAAAUGAACACAAUAUGCUUAGAAGCAGAUAGUAAUGAUAACACAGACAUCUCUCGUCCUACUCCUCUUCCUGCUUGCCAGUAA